AACGCAUCCCAGGCAGCAACACACCUUCGCUACCAUGAACGGCAUCAAGGCAGAACCCAGCAUCAAGGCGGAAGGCGACAUAGGUUUCAUGGACGAUGACUUCUACGAGGACACCGGCGAGAUGAGCAUAAACAAGGACAAUCCUGAGCAGGAUGUCUGGCUCACGCGCAUUCCGGACUGGCUCUACGAGGCAGUGUCCAAAUGGGAAAACGUUGCCGACGGGAACGACAAUGAUCAGAUUCAGAUUGGGGAAGUCCUCGCGUUUGCGACCACGAGCGGCAUCGACAAGGACAAGCCUAUGCGGGUCUUCCUCGACGAUCGUUGGCGCGCAAAGUCCAACUUGCCUUCUGCCUUCCAGCUCGAUCCUGCAGCCGCUUCCGAAGCGCAACUGGGCAACACAUACAUCUUUACAGAGAAGGAUCUGCCAGGGUUCAAGGGACAAGGCUUUGGCUAUGGGAGAGGGCAUGGAGGCUUUGGUGGUGGUGUGCAAGAUCCGAAUGCGCGCGUCCAGAAGCGGAGCAAGUACAAGAAGGCGAUCCCCAAACAGACUGCCCUCGUCGGCCACGCGACAAGGCAAUACAAUGCGAACCCUCUCGAAACUAAGGAGUUCAAGGACUUCAGCGCCGCGCGCAUCAAGCAAGCCAUUCAAGGCUCCUACACCACCACCAUUAUCACGAAAGACACCGAAGUGUCCGACGUCAACAACUCCAUCACCCUCAAUAACCGCUUCAAGAACUUCAUCAAGCCUACGACCAAGGCCAAGUCACAACAGAACAAGGCGGCUCGUAUGGCUCGCUCCGACCUCAUCGACGUGCUGCAUCAGCUGUUCGACGAAUACCAGUACUGGCCGAUGAAAGCUAUCAAGCAGCGCACAAAACAACCAGAACAGUAUCUCAAGGAGGUGCUUGGCGACAUUGCGCUGCUUGUCAAGUCUGGGCCCUUUGCGAGCAACUGGAAGCGGCAGGCCGUCUUCGACAACCAACGCGAUACUAGUAAGCAAGCAGAGGCAGCUGCGCCAGAGGGUCCGGGUGAUGGCGAUUCAGAGGGCGAGGACGAGAUGGAGGAUGUAGUCUAGAAGACUGUGGUAGGAUGGGGUGAUUGAUCAAAUUGUUGCGUUGGCGAUACCCAGUCCGUGAAGAAACAUACACGGCGCCAUAAGGAGGAGCUUUAUCGUUGUAAGGGUUCUCAUAAUUGCAUGCUACCAUUAGAAUAGACACUAUUAAUGUGUUAGAGUGUGUCAAUGUAAAACAGCGUAUAUGAUCAGAGUGUGAUGUAGCAUCAACGGGUCGUCGUAGCAAUGACGCGAUCUUAGCGACCAACAUCCAUGACUCGAGCGGACCUGGCCGACCCGCUCAUUUCACAAUCUCAUGGUCACUCCGAUUCCGACUUCUGAC
Alternaria rosae is the source of this 1394-nucleotide messenger RNA. Its product is annotated as transcription initiation factor IIF, beta subunit. Lineage: Eukaryota; Fungi; Ascomycota; Dothideomycetes; Pleosporales; Pleosporaceae. The transcript has a single exon. Gene Ontology annotation, cellular component: transcription factor TFIIF complex. The coding region runs from base 35 to 1075 and encodes 346 amino acids. The record is from RefSeq and is a predicted model, not a curated record. Gene Ontology annotation, biological process: transcription by RNA polymerase II; transcription initiation at RNA polymerase II promoter.